AUUAGUAUCUAACUGCUCUUUAAUGGAAUUACUAUCUCGUAUAACAUUUUUACCCCUUAACGAAUCUAUAAAGCAGUUCUUAUAAAAAAUUAUUAAUAUCCAAUUCAAAUUAACCAACUAUGGACGAGGAAGGAAAAACAGAAACUUUCGAUGAUGUUUUACCUGAUGAAAGACAAUUACCCGAAGUUCAAACAGUUGACACUAAAGAAACUACUGAAGAAUAUUGCCAACCUCAUCCUCCGUCUAGGAAAAAGCGAGAUACCCUUCCAAGGGAAAAUCCGUUUAAUCAAGCGGUAAGAGAGAGCUGGCCGGCCUCGAAAGUGGAUGAAAUACAGUUAGAUAUUGAUACUGGUAAAUUGCUACAGCCUGUUAUUGCGCUAGGUUUUGACGAUAUUUUUGUACAACCCGAACCCUUAAAGUAA
This is a messenger RNA of Dimorphilus gyrociliatus, 422 nucleotides long. Lineage: Eukaryota; Metazoa; Annelida; Polychaeta; Dinophilidae. The record is from the annotation of a GenBank genome assembly.